CAGCAGUCAAAGAGGGAGCUUCUGUGGCACGAGUCCUUAACCCCACGGGUAACACGGUCGAGUUAAAACAGGGACUACAUUUGGGUGAGUUGUAUGCAUUAACUCCAACUGAGGUUGGACCCUUUCUGUCUGUCCCCGAAGUAAAUGGUAUUCAGGCUCAACCAAACAUGUCAUUCACCCUGGAAGACUCCCCAAUUACUGAAGAGCAGAGAGCUAAACUUUCUGCCCUUCUAGGGAGAUUUUGCUCUCUUUUCUGUUCCUCCGGCAAAGAUCUGGGUCGCUGCACGUUGGUCAAACAUCAUAUUCGCACGGUUGACCAUCCUCCCAUUAAACAGCGUGCAUACAGGGCUGCGCCAAAUAAACAAGCUGAAAUUGAACGGCAAGUGUCAAACCUGCUAGCUGAUGGGUUGGUUGAAGAGAGCUGCAGCCCCUGGGCUUCCCCUGUGGUGCUGGUGAAGAAAAAGGGAGGCCAGUGGCGUUUUUGCAUUGAUUAUCGCCGUUUAAAUUCAGUCACGAUCAAAGACUCGCACCCGCUGCCAAGAGUGGAUGACAGCCUAGAUGCCCUGUCCGGUUCCAUGUGGUUUAGCACGCUGGAUUUUUCGAAUGGUUACUGGCAGGUAGAAGUAGCUGAGGAAGAUCGUGAGAAGACAGCUUUUAUGACAGGCAGGGGGCUCUAUCAGUGGCGGGCUAUGCCCAUGGGUCUAAGUAAUUCGCCUGCCACAUUUCAGCGGAUGAUGGAGCUCGCGCUCCGAGGCUUGCCAUGGCAUAUUUGCAUGGUGUAUUUGGAUGAUAUUCUGAUUUACAGCCGCUCUUUUGAGGAUCACAUGCACCACUUGGAAGUGGUUUUAACGAGAAUUAAGGAUGCGGGGUUGAAGCUUAACUCUCAAAAGUGCCAUUUUGCCAGAGAUAAUGUGGUUUUCUUAGGUCAUGUUGUUUCCAGGGAGGGGCUUUAGCCAGACCCACGAAACACUGACAAAGUGAAAAAUUGGCCAACUCCCCGCACACCGUCCGAGGUGAGAGCCUUUGUGGGUUUAUGCUCAUAUUACAGACGAUUCGUGAGGAACUUUUCGGAUCAUGCCGCCCCAUUGAAUCACUUGGCGGGUAAGAAUGUCCCCUUUGAGUGGACAGCUGAGUGUGAAGCAUCCUUCACCUACCUGAAGAAGGCACUUACCUCUGAACCGGUAGUGACCUUACCUGAUUUUUCUUUACCUUUCAAAAUACAUACAGACGCAUCUAACCAUUCUGUUGGGGCUUUGUUAGCUCAGGAGGUGGAAGGUUUGGAAUGUGUUGUGGCGUAUGCCAGUCAGGCUCUAACGCACACUCAAAAACGGUGGUCCACUUUUGACAGGGAGCUGUGGGCUAUAGUAUGGGCAGUUCGUGAGUUUAAACACUAUGUGGGACUUUCAGCUUUCAUGAUCGUCACAGAUCAUCGCCCCCUACUUGGGCUCAGAAAGAUGUCUCUUGAUAAUGAUCCCUCAGGACGUCUAGGUCGCUGGAUUUUAGAACUGGACCCAUUCAACUGGACAAUCAGUCACAAAGAAGGGGUGAAACAUAGGAACGCUGAUGCACUGUCCCGACACCCUGUUUUGGGUGAGGUGAAUGUUUCUGCCUGUGUUUCCACGGCUGAUCAGGAGCUCCUCCUACCUUCUCUGAGUGUCGAUGAUGCGGAGCUGCAUCAGUUACAGAGGGAAGAUGCUGACAUUAGUGUGGUGGUGACUUGGUUGGACCAGGGGCGGACGGGUCCACCCCCAGUGCGCAGGAGAGGGUCAUCCAUUAGACUAAGGAAGCUGUGGACUGAAUUUAGUCGCCUAUCCAUAGUGAAUGGGCUGUUGUGUCGCACGGUUCUGUCAUCCCCAGGCAGCGAGCAGCGUGUUCAGAUAGUGGUUCCCUCAGUGAUAGUCCCUGACCUGCUGGAGCGGUUACAUGGUGGACCUGCAGCUGCUCACUUUUCGGCUGAGAGAGUUUGGGAAAAGGUGAGGCAGAAUUAUUACUGGCCUUUCAUGCUGCGGGACAUAAGACAGUGGUGUGAGCAGUGCAGGGCAUGCCAAACACGCAGGUCGCCUUCCCCAAAGCCUAAGGCGCCCAUGGGGGGCUUGCCAGUUAACCGACCCUUGCAGCGUG
This is a messenger RNA of Oryzias latipes (Japanese medaka), 2121 nucleotides long. Lineage: Eukaryota; Metazoa; Chordata; Actinopteri; Beloniformes; Adrianichthyidae. The record is from RefSeq and is a predicted model, not a curated record.